UUUCAGUCUUUUUGAAUAACCGCAGACGCUUUCCCUCACGAAAUGUCCUUGAAUUAAAACACAUUCAAUUAUUCUCAAGCGACGCUAUUAAAAAGCCACUAGACGACAAAAUGGAGGCAGAAUAUUAACUUGAUUUUUUUUGUUUUGCUAACCAGCUAUGUCUCAUGCUAGAAGACUGGAGGACCACACACUGUGCUUUACAUUCCGCUCUGCACGAUGACCCCGUCGGGGAAACGCGCCCUGCGCAGAGAGGAGCUGCAGCUGGAGCUGGCGUGUGAGUGGGGCUCGUGUCAGGAAACGUUUGACAGGAUGCAGGAGUUCUGCCAGCACGUGGAGAAACAUUAUAAAGCUGCCGUGGACAGCGAGACAGACUUACCAGAAGAGGAGCAUAACUGUCUUUGGAGAGACUGUGGCUUCUGCUCAGUGGAAGGAAAUGCAGAGCUUCUCAGACACAUAUUCUUCCAUUGCUACCACACCAAGUUGAAGCAGUGGGGUCUUGCUAUACUCAACGGCCACAGCGACAUGGGUGCCUGUUCGGUCGGCCUUCAUAACCGCAACAUUGUGCCUGAGGUCCAAGAGAACUUCCUUUGUCUUUGGGAGCACUGUGAGAUGUCUAUGGAUAAUCCAGAGUGGUUCUACAGACAUGUGGAGAUGCAUGCCCAUUGUCUCGAGGCUAAUGAAGAGAAUGUGUUGUUCUGUGGCUGGAAAGACUGUGAGGCCUCUUUCAAGGGCAGGUUUAAGUUGCGAGAGCACAUGCGUAGCCACACACAGGAAAAGCUGGUGGCAUGUCCGACCUGUGGAGGAAUGUUCGCCAACAACACAAAGUUCUUUGACCACAUUCGACGACAAACCUCGAUUGAAGGUCAAAGAUUUCAAUGUUCUCACUGCUCUAAACGUUUUGCCACUGAGAGGCUGCUGAGAGACCACAUGAGGAACCAUGUCAACCAUUAUAAAUGUCCACUGUGUGAUAUGACCUGUCCAUCACCAUCCUCGCUGAGAAACCAUAUCAAGUUUCGUCAUUCCAACGAGAAGCCUUACAGCUGUGACUACUGCGAGUACAGCUGUAAAAACCUGAUAGACUUGCGGAAGCAUUUAGACACACACAGCAGUGAGCCAGCAUAUCGAUGUGACUUCGCUGAUUGCGACUACUCCACCCGCUCCCUUUACUCAAUCAAGAACCAUUACAAACGUGUUCAUGAGGGAGAUUACACUCCUCGCUAUAAGUGUCAUGUGUGUGAGCAAUGCUUCACCCGGGGGAACAACCUCACUGCCCACCUACGCAAGAAACAUCAGUUCAAAUGGCCUUCAGGACACCCGAGAUUUAGGUAUAAAGAGCAUGAAGAUGGGUUCAUGCGCCUGCAGCUGAUCCGCUAUGAGAGCGUGGAGCUAACAGAGCAGCUAAUGCGGGAGCGGCAGGGAGAGGGGGACAGCAGUGAAUCCAGCCAGCAGAACAUCCAGCCCGGUGAAGAACUGGAGGAGUUGGUGCCCCUCGGCACCAUGGGUGGAAAUACAGAGGCAGGAAUAAGAAAGGAGGGAGUGAAUGACUAUAGGACACAGGAAAAUACAGAAAGUGUGUUCUUGGUGUUGACAGCCGGCACCUCCUCAGAAACAGACUCUACAAGGGAGGGGUCCGUAAUGCAUCAGCUACAAGACACUGCCCAACAGCUGGGCAUGGAGGUGGUUUAACUGCAUCUCUGAUUACUGCAACGCCCUAAAACUGCUGUGUCAGACAAUAAAAAGGUACAUUAGGACAUUCCAAAUAACUCUGUGACAAAAAGUGCUAUGAUACUAACAGGGGACCAAAGCAGGAAUAGAGUGUGUUUGAGGAUGCUGUCGUCAUCAUCAAACCCCUUGAACACCGCACUGAACAGAACAGAUGAAGCUGAAUCACAGGUUAGCUCUGAGGAUGAUUGGUUAAAUGAAUAGUUCACUCAAAAAGGACCAUUUUUGUUAUAAUUUACUCCAUAAAUGUCCCCAUAUUAUUUUUGUUUGUCCCAAAACACAAAAUGAAAUGAGAUGUCAAGCGGAGUGUGUGAGUUGCCUUUUUCCAUUCAACAAAAAUUAAUGGUGAUUUUUUUUGCACUAAGCUCCAAAAUGGACAAAAACACUGAAAGUAUGUUAAAUGUAGCUCCUGUGACUUGUAUGUUUUAAGUAUUUAUGUGAUUUUUAUUUUUCCCCUGUUUGGAGCUUAGAAAAGUAAGUCACUUUCCUUGUAGGGAAAACACGCGCGCACACAUUUAAGAUGUCUUAUUUCUUGAAGGACACUGCAGGGUUGGAACCAUAAGAUUAAAUUACGCCAUUUUAAUUUUGGACUAAACUAUCCCUUUGAAUUAGACUGUGUGUGUGAGAGAGAGAGUGAGAGCAACAAACGAGAGACAAGAGGGUAAGGGAG
Sinocyclocheilus grahami is the source of this 2392-nucleotide messenger RNA. RefSeq names its product histone H4 transcription factor. The record is from RefSeq and is a predicted model, not a curated record. Gene Ontology annotation, molecular function: RNA polymerase II cis-regulatory region sequence-specific DNA binding; DNA-binding transcription factor activity, RNA polymerase II-specific. Bases 217 to 1686 code for a protein of 489 amino acids. The transcript has 10 exons. Gene Ontology annotation, biological process: anatomical structure development; regulation of transcription by RNA polymerase II. NCBI's taxonomy places the organism in Eukaryota, Metazoa, Chordata, Actinopteri, Cypriniformes, Cyprinidae.